Molecule: messenger RNA, 921 nt
Organism: Saccharomyces kudriavzevii IFO 1802
Lineage: Eukaryota; Fungi; Ascomycota; Saccharomycetes; Saccharomycetales; Saccharomycetaceae
Gene: YMC1
Product: organic acid transporter
Exons: 1
Coding region: 1-921 (306 amino acids)
Biological process (GO): mitochondrial L-ornithine transmembrane transport
Molecular function (GO): L-ornithine transmembrane transporter activity
Source: RefSeq, a predicted model, not a curated record
AUGUCUGAAGAAUUCCCAACGCCUCAAUUAAUUGAUGAUUUAGAAGAGCAUCCACAGCACAAUAACGCUCGUGUGGUGAAGGAUUUGCUUGCAGGUACAGCAGGUGGUAUUGCACAAGUGCUUGUUGGCCAGCCUUUUGACACCACAAAAGUCAGAUUGCAAGUAUCCAGCACUCCGAAAACAGCCAUGGAAGUUGUCAAAAAAUUACUUGCCAAUGAGGGUCCUCGUGGGUUCUAUAAAGGGACUUUAACGCCGUUAAUCGGUGUUGGCGCAUGCGUCUCUUUACAGUUUGGUGUUAAUGAGGCUAUGAAGAGAUUUUUUCAUCAGCGCAACGUAAGUGAGUCGUCAACUUUGUCAUUAUCGCAAUAUUAUUCAUGUGGUGUCACAGGCGGUAUAGUAAACUCAUUCUUGGCUUCUCCAAUCGAGCACGUCAGAAUUCGUUUACAAACACAAACCGGUUCAGGAGCCAAUGCAGAAUUCAAGGGCCCUCUAGAAUGCAUUAAGAACCUGAGAAAAAACAAGGGCUUGCUACGUGGUUUGACACCUACAAUUUUGAGGGAGGGCCAUGGAUGCGGUACAUAUUUUUUGGUGUAUGAAGCAUUGAUUGCUAAUCAAAUAAACAAUCGUGGACUAGAAAGAAGGGACAUUCCUGCCUGGAAAUUGUGCAUUUUUGGAGCAUUAUCCGGUACUGCCCUAUGGUUAAUGGUAUACCCAUUAGAUGUCAUUAAAUCUGUUAUGCAAACUGACGAUUUGCAAAAGCCCAAGUUUGGUAAUUCUAUUUCCAGCGUAGCUAAAAAGUUAUACGCCAGGGGAGGUGUUGGGGCUUUUUUCAAAGGAUUUGGCCCUACCAUGCUAAGGGCCGCUCCAGCUAAUGGAGCCACUUUUGCCACUUUUGAGUUGGCAAUGAGGCUAUUAGGCUGA